AACCCCAAAGGUCUCGCCGUAGCCGCCGCCGGACCUCUCUUCCUCGCUCUCAUCCCCGUCACGAACUGGAUCUCGCAACCCGGCGGCUUCCUCGAGAAGGGCGUCAACGGCGUCAUCGGAGGCGUAGGCCUCCUCGCAUCCGCCGGCGCGUCCACCCACAUCGCUCAGGGCGGUAAGAUCGCAGCUCUGGCUGCUAUAUACGCCACAGCCACAUACGCUCUAUCUGGAGCCGCUAGCGCUGGAGGUCAAGAUGCGGGUACGCAGGGAGGACGGGACAACAACCAUCCUCGCGCGGCGCUCGCCAACUUGCAGGGUCUGCCAUUGAGGUUGUACUCCGCCCACCAGCAUCUGAUGGAGAUGUUCCCCGGCUGGGCUAUCGCCGCGGCCCUCGCGCAGGUCAUUUCGCCGAAUGAUCAGCACAUUAUCAACCUGUUGGGUCUGCAUGUUAUUGCUAAGCUCUUUGUGCACUACCCAGCAUACGUGCUCAACAACGGAGGCGUUCGCUCGGGGGCGCACUUCUUCGCUACCAGCGCCAUCUUGAACGUGCUGCUCCAGCUUGCGAGGAAGCCAUUGGUGUAG
Messenger RNA from Zymoseptoria tritici IPO323, 579 nucleotides. RefSeq lists its product as uncharacterized. The annotation marks the transcript as partial. The record is from RefSeq and is a predicted model, not a curated record. Gene Ontology annotation, cellular component: membrane. The transcript has 2 exons. Lineage: Eukaryota; Fungi; Ascomycota; Dothideomycetes; Mycosphaerellales; Mycosphaerellaceae.